UUUGAAUCCAUUUCCUUUUUCCACAUAUGGCUAUGUAUGUAUUUCUGCAAAUUCACUAAAACAAACUUUUCAAACAAUUCAAUUUUUGAUAGGAGUUGCAGAAAAUGGCUGAGGAAAACAGCACGGACACUUCAAUAAUAUGUUAUGCGCCAAGCAUGAUCACCACAAAUGGAGUUUGGCAAGGCGACAAUCCUCUGGAUUUCUCCCUCCCUCUCUUUGUUCUUCAGCUUACCUUGGUUGUUGUCAUCACUCGUUUUUUUGUCUUUAUACUCAAGCCCUUUCGCCAACCUCGUGUUAUCUCCGAGAUCCUUGGUGGAAUCGUGCUAGGGCCAUCAGUGCUUGGGCGCUAUGAAAAGUUUGCAAAUACCAUAUUCCCUCAAAGAAGUGUGAUGGUACUUGAAACAAUGGCUAAUGUUGGUUUACUAUACUUUCUUUUCCUGGUGGGUGUAGAGAUGGACAUUAUGGUGGUCCGUAAGACAGGGAAGCGAGCACUAACAAUAGCUAUUGGUGGUAUGGUCUUGCCAUUCCUCAUUGGCGCUGCUUUCUCUUUCUCUAUGCAUAGAUCAGAUGACCAUUUAGGGCAAGGCACAUACAUACUCUUCCUCGGUGUAGCUCUCUCUGUUACUGCAUUCCCUGUCCUUGCAAGGAUUCUUGCUGAGCUAAAGCUCAUCAAUACUGAGAUUGGUCGGAUAUCAAUGUCUGCAGCCUUAGUCAACGACAUGUUUGCUUGGAUUCUUCUCGCCUUAGCCAUCGCAUUAGCCGAGAGCGACAAAACUUCAUUUGCCUCCCUUUGGGUCAUGAUCUCUAGUGGAGCUUUCAUUGCCUUUUGUGUCUUUGUUGUGAGACCUGUCAUUUCUUGGAUCAUACGGAAAACCCCUGAAGGAGAGAACUUUAGUGAGUUCUAUAUAUGUCUCAUCUUGACAGGAGUCAUGAUCGCAGGUUUUAUUACUGAUGCAAUCGGAACUCAUUCAGUCUUUGGAGCUUUUGUGUUUGGUCUUGUGAUUCCCAAUGGACCUCUUGGUCUUACCCUCAUCGAGAAACUUGAAGAUUUUGUUUCUGGACUUCUCCUACCUCUCUUCUUCGCCAUAAGUGGUCUUAAAACUAAUAUAUCUUCCAUUCAAGGCCCUGCCACUUGGCUUACUCUGAUGCUUGUUAUCUUCCUCGCUUGUGCUGGAAAGGUUAUCGGUACUGUUAUCGUUGCAUUCUUCCAUGGAAUGCCAGUUUGUGAAGGAAUCACUCUUGGCCUACUCUUAAACACCAAAGGUCUAGUUGAGAUGAUAGUCCUCAAUGUUGGAAAGGACCAAAAGGUUUUAGAUGAUGAGACAUUUGCUACCAUGGUACUUGUAGCCUUAGUUAUGACUGGAGUCAUAACUCCUAUUGUAACUGUUCUCUACAGGCCAGUAAAACGUUCUGUAUCUUACAAACGACGAACUAUUCAACAGACAAAGUCAGACAGCGAGCUUCGAGUACUAGUAUGUGUCCACACACCGCGUAAUGUACCUACUAUAAUAAACCUUCUUGAAGCUUCACAUCCUACAAAGCGAUCUCCCAUAUGCAUCUACAUUCUCCAUCUUGUUGAGCUCACAGGUAGAGCAUCUGCAAUGCUGAUUGUCCAUAACACUCGAAAAUCUGGACGACCAGCGCUUAACAGAACACAAGCUCAAUCGGAUCACAUCAUUAAUGCCUUUGAGAAUUAUGAACAACAUGCUUCUUUUGUUGCUGUUCAACCUUUAACAGCUAUUUCACCUUAUUCUACAAUGCACGAAGAUGUUUGUAGCUUGGCAGAGGAUAAACGUGUCUCUUUUGUAAUCAUACCAUUUCACAAACAACAAACUGUGGAUGGAGGAAUGGAAGCAACAAAUCCAGCUUACCGUUUAGUUAAUCAAAACCUUCUUGGAAACUCGCCUUGCUCUGUUGGAAUACUCGUAGACAGAGGACUCAAUGGUGCCACGAGAUUGACGUCAAACACUAUCUCUCUCCAAGUUGCUGUACUGUUUUUCGGCGGUCCAGACGAUAGAGAAGCUUUGGCAUAUGCUUGGAGAAUGGCUGAACAUCCGGGCAUUACUUUAUCUGUGUUGCGGUUUAUUCCUGAUGAAGCUAUAACAGAAGCAACUUCGACACAAGCAACCAAUGAAACUGAUGGGAAGAUGAAUCUGGACUUGAAAAAGGAAAGACAACUUGAUAAUGACUUCAUCAAUACUUUCAAGGAAGCAAACACGGAUUACGAGUCAAUUCUUUAUAUCGAAAAAGUAGUUAGCAAUGGAGAGGAGACGGUUGCAGCAGUAAGAUCAAUGGAUAGCUCUCAUGAUCUUUUUAUAGUUGGAAGAGGAGAGGGAAUGUUGUCUCCUCUCACUGCGGGUUUAACUGAUUGGAGUGAGUGUCCUGAGCUCGGUGCCAUUGGAGAUUUACUUGCCUCGUCAGACUUUGCAGCCACGGUUUCGGUUCUUGUGGUUCAGCAGUAUGUUGGGUCAUGGGCACAAGAAGAUGAGAUGGAAUUGCCUGAUACUCCAGUAAACUCACAUGACCAACAAAAGACCACAAAUGGUUUAGAGAAUCCACGUUAGCGAAUAUUGAGAUUUUGUGUAUUAAUUCUUGUUUUUUUAUAUAUUUUUUUAUCAUGCUAAGUUUCCUCUUCUGAGUUUGGUCGGGACUUUGGUUUUCGAGAAAAGGUCAUUUUUUUUGUUUCUGUGAAACCCUAUGGUUGGAUUUAUGGCGAUAUCAUCAUCUGGCUCCGUAGAUUCAAUCAAAGAUACUUGCUCAGAUCUCGUCCUUCCUUCUCACCACACAAGCUUUUUUAUCUUUAUUAUCUCCAAAAGAUGGAUGAAUCUGUUGC
Thlaspi arvense is the source of this 2833-nucleotide messenger RNA. Lineage: Eukaryota; Viridiplantae; Streptophyta; Magnoliopsida; Brassicales; Brassicaceae. The record is from the annotation of a GenBank genome assembly.